Molecule: messenger RNA, 2164 nt
Organism: Hippocampus zosterae (dwarf seahorse)
Lineage: Eukaryota; Metazoa; Chordata; Actinopteri; Syngnathiformes; Syngnathidae
Gene: phf23b
Product: PHD finger protein 23b
Exons: 5
Coding region: 462-1346 (294 amino acids)
Biological process (GO): negative regulation of autophagosome maturation; positive regulation of protein ubiquitination; negative regulation of autophagosome assembly
Source: RefSeq, a predicted model, not a curated record
UGGACUCUACGAGCUUCUGCCGCGCGUAGACCUGUGGGGAAUCCUCCUUGUUGUGUUACGCGACCGCGAGAGCAAGGAUAUAGACAUUUAUAUUUAUAUAUAUCGGGAAGUGCCCGGCGCGAAUCCACCGCCAUUGGCUUGAAUUUAACGAUGUUUUACAGCCGAGCUGUAUGGUGGAGGCACGAAUUUUAAACGCGGCGGAAUGGUACGAGCUACAGAAAAAGUGCUUUUUCUCGCUCGUGUCGAUAGCGUGGCGACACCUGGACUCGGCAAUACACGGUGAGGAGUGUUCCUCAACUCGUGUAAUUGUUGAAGAAACGUCUUUUUUUUCUUGCCUCGGUGUCCGAGCAGUUUCCCAACAGUUUGGGCGCAGUCACGCCGGGAUAAGGUACAGCGCGACGGCCGCCUCGCUUCGGCUGGUUCCGUUUCUCGGACCUUAAGGCCUGCUCGUCGAAGGGACAAUGCUUGACAUAAUGUCCGAGCACCAAGAUUCGCUUUUGACGUGCAAAACUGAACCUUUGCCCCCAGAGAGGAAAAGGAGGACCGUGGAGGACUUCAACAAGUUCUGCAGUUUUGUCCUGGCUUAUGCUGGUUACAUCCCAAGUCCCAAAGAGGAAAGCUCGUGGUCCCCGACGUCAUCCAGCUCCGCCCACAGUUCGUCGGCGGAUGGCGGCGGCGUGAGCAGCACAUGGGCGGACGGCGGCCCAGACAUCCACACCAUCCACACGUUUGUCCACAAAGCCCGCGCCAACAAGAGCAAAAGCGUCCACCCCGAUAGCACUUUGCUGGACAAGAUGCGCCUGAAGGACUCUUUGUACGAGAGCCAGGCGCCCAGCGCCAAGGCCGAGCGCAAAAAGGACAAAAAGCUCAAGAGGCUGUCGCUGGCGGCGGCUGAAAGCGGCAGUAGCGAGGGCGAGAAGCGGGCGCGCAUCAAACGCAGCAAAAACUCCAAGCAGCCCAAAGCCAAGAAGCUCAAAAGCUCGCCGCCGCCGACGCACAGCGACUCGGAGGAGUGGCGGCCGCUCCGCGCGGGCCCCUCGCCGCACGCCGCCCAGGACAAAACGCCGCCCCACGAGUCCGUCAGGGACGCCGAGAUGAGCUCCAGCGAGGGCGAGACCUGGAUCGCCGAUGAAGACAUCAUGGUGGAGUCAGGCGACGAUUCAUGGGACCUGAUCACGUGCUACUGCGGCAAACCCUUCGCCGGGCGGCCGAUGAUCGAGUGCAACCAAUGCGCCAUCUGGGUGCACUUGUCAUGUGUCAAAAUCAAGAAGUCCAACGUGCCCGACAUCUUCUACUGCCACAAGUGCAUGCACUCCAGGCGCUCGGCACACAAAAAAGACACUUAAACAAAGCAACAGCAGAAGAAAGUUCUCGCUUUAUUGCCCCCCCACCUCGCCUGAAGCCAAAACAGCUGAACAUUUCGCUACAGAUAAACCAGUCAGAAGAUUUCUGUUGACAAUCAGGGUUGUUUUUUUUUUUUUUUUGUCCGAUGCACGGUCCGAGUUUAAGAUUCCCCCCCCCCCCCCCCCCACCUUUUGUGGCUUCCUAUAAAAUAUCAUUGAAUUAUAAUUUUCCACCAGAAAAUGUCUAUCUAUUUGGGGGAGGGUGGAGGGUAGUUGUCAGUGGUAAGGACAUGCCAUUUGUAAAUGAAAGGAACACGACGGCAAAAUCUGGCGAAUGAUAAGAAAAAACAUUUGAGUUUUAGCAAUCUGAUCAAGUCCCCUUUUUGGAAUGCCACCAAAAUUAAGUGAUAUGGAUCACUACAAUUGACUUUUCAGGGUUUAAAGGAAGAUUUAUGGCAAAAUAUCUUUGGGUGACAGCAUGCAAGACAUUGAAAGCAUUGCACUUUUUGGAAUGGAGGUCGGGUGAAAUAUGUUCAUGACGAGCGCUUAGCAAUGCCAAUUAUUGCCCUCCCCCUUUGCGAAAAAGAGCGCAGGUGUUUGUUUUUUCCUCCCUGUUCGAGAACGAAUGUAGGAUGUUUUUGGCUAUUUUUUAAAAUUUUAUUUUAUUUUUGGGCUUCUCACGGUGGGGGGGCGGCAGGGCUGUACAUAUCCUCUUUGACAACUGUACAUAUGUGAAAGACAAUGCAAAAAUCUAUUUUCUGCAGUCCAAUAUUGUUUUCUUUAAUUGUAGUUUAAGAAAAUAAAAGUCUUUGGCAACAUGA